AUCUCUUUUCUUGCGUUUGAGAGCGAAUUCGCCUCGUGCGCAGCUUGAUCGAGGGAGCUCAGAAGCAAAGGCCGAGGGGGCAAAAAAAAAAAGAGAGAGAGAGAAAAAUGGCAGCAAUGGCUGCGCUUCAGAGUUCAAUGGCGGGACUUUCUCUCUCUUCUUCUUCUUCGUUUUUGGGGCAGCCCUUCAUCCCGUCUCUCGCCUCGCCAUCGGUCACAUUUGUGGAUAAGCCAUGUACAAUAGUUAUGAAGCUUAAACGUUGGGAGAGGAUAGAAUGUAAACCCAACAGUCUCCCUGUACUGCACAAGAUGCAUGUUAAGCUCGGAGACACUGUGAAAGUUAUCUCAGGCCGUGAUAAAGGUAAAAUUGGUGAAAUUACUCGGAUUUUCAGACAUAACAGUACUGUCAUUGUGAAAGACAUAAACUUGAAGACAAAGCACAUGAAGAGCCGAGAAGAGGGAGAGCCUGGGCAGAUUGUCAAGAUUGAAGCAGCUAUUCACAGCUCCAAUGUGAUGCUAUAUUCAAAAGAACAAGAGGUAGCUAGUCGAGUAGGGCACAAAAUUCUUGAGGAUGGAAGCAGGGUUCGUUACCUCAUCAAGACUGGUGAGAUAAUUGAUAGUGCUGAAAACUGGAAGAAGGUGCAUAAAGAAAAAGAGAAAGAGAAAGAAGAAAAAGCUACUUGACGUCAGGUUGAAGUCAACAUCACAAUGUAUGUAAUAUCUAAUUCCUUCCGAACAAUCUCUCUUGUCAAUUCCUUUUUUUUUUCACAUUGUAGCAUUUGCCACCGUUUCAACCUUUGUUGUUGUUAGCAAUAUUACUUAUCAAAGUCUAAGUUUUUCUGCUUUACAUGUCGCAAUAUACUUGCAAUGAACUUGUUAAUAAACUUCAUUUUGGAUGCUUUAUGUUU
Molecule: messenger RNA, 907 nt
Organism: Asparagus officinalis (garden asparagus)
Lineage: Eukaryota; Viridiplantae; Streptophyta; Magnoliopsida; Asparagales; Asparagaceae
Product: 50S ribosomal protein L24, chloroplastic-like
Exons: 4
Coding region: 108-683 (191 amino acids)
Biological process (GO): translation
Cellular component (GO): ribosome; mitochondrion
Molecular function (GO): structural constituent of ribosome; RNA binding
Source: RefSeq, a predicted model, not a curated record